AUGAGUUCACCAUCUGGCGAGAGGAUACCUCCAGACACAAUUCCUGCACUGGAGCCACAUCCGGAUCAAUUCCAAGCAGAAAACACAAAGAACGCAGAUCACUCCGAAACCAGCGAGCGGAACAUGGCAUUCAGCGAUGUUGAGUCCAUCGAAACCAAUGAGGACGUCGGAGAAGACCAGGACCGCCCCGAUUCCACCGACUUGAUGUUCGAGAAGAAGCAUGUACAGAAAUCAAGGACGCAGUCUAUCCAAUCAGUGUUAUCUACGGCUUCACUUAAGUCCCUUAAGCAACAGUUAUCGGUGAACAAUCUCACAUCCAACCAGCCAAGGAGCAGCAGCAUCAUCAGCACCACCAGCAACUUCAACAACUCGAAGAACUUCCAGUCGUUUAUACAGGCGCCAGUGUUGUCGAGCAUCACGGAUUUGAAGAACAACGAUAACAUCGAGAUUGGCCAAAGGUUGCCAUUUGUAGACAAGAAGGAAGACAACGAAGGCGCAAGAGCCACGGCGACUAGUGCUGGUGGGUCAAGUAAGGUGGCCUCAGACGAAGACGACGACGGUUUAUGGCAGCAGCAGAAGCUUACAAUAAACGCGUUGAAGAAAUUGAGCCUAUCACCUCAACCUAUCUACAACGCCGAUAACGACAGCGACCAUAUCAGGAGUACAGUGGUUAGAAAGACUUCUGCUGCCAAGAUUCCCGUAUUGGAAAAGAUCGUAGAACCGUACAAACCGGCAGAGGUAGACUUAAGCACGUUUGCAAGUUUAACCAGGCAACCAAAGGUCGAGAAGCUCCAAUCUACACAACUGCCACCACAGGCAGACGACACUUCCGAUGCGAGCCAGCAAAAGAAUACCGAAGAGGAAGAAGACCAAAGGGACCUUGAUGCUGCGGAUCCACAAAAGAACGUACAGGAAGCAAUGUCCUUGGAAAGUAGACACGAUGCUAACCUUACGCAGCCUGCUUCUAUUUCAAAUAGUUCCAGCACUUCAGGUGCUUCUACAGGAUCGCAAUUGUCUCGUCAAUCGAAUAACCUGGCGCUGGUACUACUGGCACAGGCAGCGUACCAUAAGGAGCUUCAGGAAACGCAUCAGCUCAGAAACAUCAGGCCCAAUUCAAUGAACAACAAGAUCCCAGCAGCUGUAAUCCCACCCCAAGAUAUGAAUAUCAGAAGGUCUUUGCUGCUGCAUUUGGUUGGUGGAAAAGUGAACAGCAGCAACGGGAACGGCAGUUUAAUAGAAGGCAAAUCCCCUACAAAAGAUUCUCAUCAUCUGAUGAAACAUUUGCAGCAGAUCAAGGGAUUCCGAAACCCUAUGUACGUGCCUGCAGUUCUCCGUAUGUCAGGAAUAAACAAAAAUGGACCUAACGGAUACAGUAUAGACACAAGUAAUGAGAAUACUUCAAAGGCAACAGGGAGCGACAAAAUGACUUCCGUCGAUAAUAUCAAUUCUAAUAAUAAUCAUAAUCAUAAUAAUAAUAAUAAUAAUCAUCAAACCGAUAGCCAUCAUCAUAAUAAUAAUAACAGCAAUAACAGCUAUAUCAACAGCAACAAUAAUAUUAAUAAAAACAGCAAUAGAAGUAACAGGGGUGCUAAUACUAACGACAAUGGUUCGAAUAAUAACGAAAUUGAUGCAGAUUCCAGUCAGAUUGAUAAUGGGAUAGAUCGCACGAACGGAGACUUGACCAACUCGGGCCAAUCCUCUCAAUCAUCGGUAGCCUCUAUAGAAUCUAACGAAUCUACAGUAAACUCCAUGUCUCCACGAGUUUCUUCGGGAAAAUACGAAGAUAUUUCAAGACUGGCACCUACGAGAAGGCAUUGGUUGAAGGAUGAAGCAGUUUUCAAGUGUGGUAUCCGUUCGUGCAACAAACAUUUCAACUUCUUUGAGAGAAGGCAUCAUUGUAGGAAAUGUGGGGGUAUUUAUUGUAAUGAGCAUACAUCGCAUUAUCUUUAUAUCAAUCAUUUGGCUCAAUUCACCACUGGGGGUAGAGGAACACUCUCCAAAGUAUGCGACUACUGCAUUGGCGAGUACAAUGAGUUUAUUAAGAACGAGUUUGGUGUAGAUGUUCAUUCUACAGGACAAAGGUCUGCCAGGAAAACAAAGAGUAGUGUGCCAUUACUGCCGUCAAAAAGACACCCCAAGGCACCAUCCCAUAGGCAACCAGGGGAUGCAGGCAGCAACAGCUCUAACUCUAACUACAAUGACACCGCCAUGGUCGACAAAUUGGGUACAUUACCUUCAGGCAUAUCUACAAUUCACUCCGUAAAGAAAGAUGGUGCAACUAGGUCCGACCAGUUGGUGGGCAGUGUCCCUGCCAAUUGGAGUUGGAGUUCAUUUUAG
This is a messenger RNA of Dujonia railenensis, 2337 nucleotides long. NCBI's taxonomy places the organism in Eukaryota, Fungi, Ascomycota, Pichiomycetes, Serinales, Debaryomycetaceae. The record is from the annotation of a GenBank genome assembly.